Molecule: messenger RNA, 1117 nt
Organism: Indicator indicator
Lineage: Eukaryota; Metazoa; Chordata; Aves; Piciformes; Indicatoridae
Gene: NFU1
Product: NFU1 iron-sulfur cluster scaffold
Exons: 8
Coding region: 1-921 (306 amino acids)
Biological process (GO): iron-sulfur cluster assembly
Cellular component (GO): mitochondrion
Molecular function (GO): iron ion binding; iron-sulfur cluster binding
Source: RefSeq, a predicted model, not a curated record
AUGCCCUCCCGGAGCUCCCUGGCCAUGGCCGCAGGCUCCGCUGCCGGCUCUCGGCGUCCAGCGCUGCCGGGGGCCAGGCCGCGCUGCGCCUUUCCCGCCCGUGGCCGCCAGGGGGCAGCGCAAGUGCUGCGCGGCCUCGGGGCAGCUCGGAGGGGAAGCGCCAAGAUGGCUGCGAGGUGGCUCUGCGCGGCGGCGGGGCUGGGCGGCCGGUUCUGUCAUGCAGCAUUGAAAAGUCACAACCUGAGAUCUCAAGAGGCCUUCCACCACCUUGUGCAGAAGAAAUCAUUUCCUCCACCUGCAGGGUGGCAGAAUGCAGUCAGAAGCAUGUUUAUCCAAACCCAGGACACACCAAAUCCAAACAGUCUGAAGUUUAUUCCAGGGAAGGAAGUGCUGGAGUCGAGGACAAUGGAGUUUGCCACACCAGCUGCAGCCUUCUGCUCACCUUUAGCAAGACAGUUAUUCCGAAUUGAAGGAGUUAAAAGUGUCUUCUUUGGACCAGACUUCAUCACAAUCACCAAGGAGAGUGAAGACCUGGACUGGAACUUACUGAAGCCAGAUAUUUAUGCAGCUAUAAUGGAUUUCUUUGCCUCUGGCUUGCCCAUAGUCACUGAUGAGGCACUCAGGACAGACACAGCUGCCUCAGAAGAAGAUGAUGAAGUUGUGCUGAUGAUUAAAGAGCUGCUGGAUACAAGGAUCAGGCCAACAGUGCAAGAGGAUGGUGGAGAUGUUAUCUACAAGGGCUUUGAGGAUGGCAUCGUGCAGCUGAAGCUGCAGGGCUCCUGCACCAGCUGCCCCAGCUCCAUCAUCACCCUGAAGAAUGGCAUCCAGAACAUGCUGCAGUUCUACAUCCCUGAAGUGGAAGGUGUGGAGCAGGUGGUUGACGACGAUGAUGAUGUGGAGAAGGAAGCAAACCCAACCUGAGCCAAGGGAGCCUUCACCUCUUGGGGUGCCUACCCCAGCUGUGUGCUGAGGAGCCAACCACGUUGGCCUUUGCCUUUGCAGAGCAGUAGCUGAACCCUGUCAACAUCUCUCAGCAGGUUGUCAACUAAUUUAUUAAAUGUCCUGCAUUCAGACCAGGAUCCUCUUCCUCUGCUCUGUGCUGUGGCUGAGGGAAGAA